UGACAGGCAGCCAUUCCAAAGGCGCGCGCGCUCAUUACACAACAUCACAGCAACCGCCGUCAGAGGGUCCCCUCGUGCGCUAUUAAAGGGUCUCCUCCGUCCAAACAGAGCCAGAAACCAUGUCGUACUCCACGUUCGUCGCAUCCCUCGCGCGGGCAAACUCAAGAAACUUGAGGAACUUCGCCGUUCCACCUGCAAGAUGUCGGUCGACGGUCGCAUCCCCGAAGCGACAGGAAGAGAAGGAGCAGAUGGAGGAGUGCACCGUGGUGGAAGCUCAGCCAUUAGAGUUGAUCAGCCAGACGAAAAAUGUGCCAAACACGCAGGAGAAGAGCAUUCACAUCGACUUUGAUAACACACAGGAAGCCUACAAAAGCAAGAGGAACAUCGAGCUGCUCCGGAGCCUGCUGGUCUUCAAGCUGUGCACGUUUGAUGUUCUCGUUGAGAGAAACAAGGAGCUGAUGGAGCUGAGCAAGAAGCUGCUGGGUCAGCGCAUGUUCGAGAAGCUCAUGAAGAUGACCUUCUACGGGCAGUUUGUGGCCGGGGAGGACCACAACGCCAUCAAACCCCUGAUCCAGAAGAACCAGGCGUUUGGGGUGGGGGCCGUGCUGGACUACAGCGUGGAGGAGGACCUGACCCAGGAGGAGGCUGAGAGAAAGGAAAUGGAGUGAGUUCAGGCUUCAAGAACAACCAGGAAAUG
This is a messenger RNA of Oryzias melastigma (Indian medaka), 697 nucleotides long. Its product is annotated as proline dehydrogenase 1, mitochondrial-like. NCBI's taxonomy places the organism in Eukaryota, Metazoa, Chordata, Actinopteri, Beloniformes, Adrianichthyidae. Gene Ontology annotation, molecular function: FAD binding; proline dehydrogenase activity. The transcript is spliced from 2 exons. Gene Ontology annotation, cellular component: mitochondrion. The record is from RefSeq and is a predicted model, not a curated record. Bases 120 to 668 code for a protein of 182 amino acids.